Molecule: messenger RNA, 1285 nt
Organism: Batrachochytrium dendrobatidis JAM81
Lineage: Eukaryota; Fungi; Chytridiomycota; Chytridiomycetes; Rhizophydiales
Product: TFIIH/NER complex subunit SSL1
Exons: 6
Coding region: 56-1285 (409 amino acids)
Biological process (GO): nucleotide-excision repair; DNA-templated transcription; regulation of transcription by RNA polymerase II
Cellular component (GO): transcription factor TFIIH holo complex; transcription factor TFIIH core complex
Molecular function (GO): zinc ion binding
Source: RefSeq, a predicted model, not a curated record
AUGGGCAAUUUUAUCACUUUCGUCAGCGCUGUUCUUGGUCAUCUCAAUAGCAGUCAUGGAUAUAAACGAUGAUGAAGAGCAUCCUCAAUCUGGCGAGAAUGGCCAGGGAUAUGCGUGGGAAGAGGAGUAUAAACGCAGUUGGGAUAUACUGAUGGAGGAUGAUUCUGGCUCAUUGCAGGGCAUGGUUGCUACAAUGCAGCAGCAGCUUUUAUUGAAGCGUCGAAGAUUGCGAAAGGAGACCGAGUCUGCAAUAGUAGUACAACGAGGAAUUAUUCGGCAAAUUAUUAUUGUUAUAGAUCUAUCCGCAGCCAUGGCUGAGCUUGAUCUAAGACCAAAUCGACUGGAUUGUACUCUCAACUUCCUAGAGAUGUUUGUAGUAGAAUUUUUUGAUCAAAAUCCACUGAGUCAUCUUGGCAUAAUUGGGACCAAGGAUGGAAUGGUUGAAAAAUGGGCCGAAUUGAGUGGAAAUCCAUCGGAGAUUUUGAAAGCAUUGACAAAGCGCUCUAAUCGAGAGACUGCUGGUGAACCAUCGCUUCAGAAUGCAUUGGAAUUGGCGCGAAGAAGUUUAGCGCACGUACCAAUGCAUGUAUCUAGAGAAAUAAUUGUAUUAUACGGAUCGCUUACAUCCUGUGAUCCAGGGGAUAUUCAAGAAACCAUCAAUGAUCUUUGCAAGGAAAAUAUUAGAGUGUCCGUAAUUGGACUUGCAGCCGAAGUUCAAGUCUGUAAGAAAAUGUGUGCUUCUACAAAUGGAGUCUAUAACGUGAUUAUGAAUGACGUCCACUACAAAGAGAUUUUAUUUGCACAUAUUCCACCACCACCACUAUUGCAGACCCAACUGUCUGCAUCAAAUAUUAUUCAAAUGGGAUUUCCAAUGAUGAAGAUUUUUGACGACAUGGUUCUUUGUUCGUGUCAUCAGAAUCCUAUUCAAAAAGGCCACAUUUGUCCAAGGUGCUCGGCCACUAUCUGCAAUAUACCCACAGACUGCUGUCUGUGUUCGUUGACACUUAUAUCAAGCCCUUCAUUGGCAAGAUCGUAUCACCAUCUUUUUCCCGUUCCUAAUUUUACUGAAAUCCCGCCAGUCCAGUCCACAUCAUAUCCAUCACAGGUUGAGUGUUUUUCGUGUCAAACACCAUCUUCAAUGACUAGCUUUCAUUCUGGGACAUAUAUGAUACCUACCGCUCGAUACGCGUGUCCUCGAUGUAAAGUACACGUGUGUCUGGACUGUGAUGUGUAUAUCCACGACACUCUUCACAAUUGUCCUGGAUGUAUGUCUGGAUUUUCAUAA